GAGAGAUGCUGGAAGCUCCUGGCCCUAUCAUAUACAAAACGAAACGCUAGUAAAUAUUUAUGGGGUUCCUCAUAACUAGUUUUUAAUUGUUUGGUUAGUCACUUGUUUGAGCAAGUAUUUCCUUUUUUUUUUUCCAUCACAAUUUUGCUGUUAUAAUAUUACUCCUGGGAUUAAAAAAUGGAAACUGGAGAUGUUCAUCUAAACGAGAGACCAGCGAACGGGAAGAAGCUUGAUGCUUGUUCUACAGCUUUGCCUUAACAAUACUGGAAUUAUCCGAAUUUUGAUAUUUUCCCAAUGGAAAUGCAAUAUUUAACUGUAGUAUUUAGUUUGUUCGUUUGUUGUGAACUCUCAGUAGUUCUCGCGCUUAGCAAUAAUACGACAUAUUUCACGUCAAAGAACGCUUCAUCAUAUAAAGUGCGUGAAAUCAAUACAGACGGACAUGAACGACCAGUAACUUUAAAUGAAAUCAGUUAUGGAACGGGUAAGAAACCCAAAGACGUGCUUUCAUCGACCAGGACUACGAUCAACUUAACGUCUGUGAAUAGGAGCUAUAAAACAAUGGUAGGAGCGUUUUACAGGCAAAAGGAUGAAAUUACUUAUCAAAUGGACAAAAACAGGAAAACAAAAUCAUUUCUGAGGAAAAUGAAAGGCGAAAUUCGCGUAAACCGUCGUUAUCGUCGACAGGAAAGAGUGACGGCGCGAAAUGAGUCUGACUGGAAUCGAACUAUAAAUGAAUUUGAGCGCGUGGCGUCAAUGCCGAAGCCUGUAGCGCAGAUCCAGCCCACAGACUUUCCCACUGAGAUCACGUCUAUCCCUGAAUGGGGCACCUCACCUGUGGAGGACUAUGAGGAAGUCUUCACCCCGUUAAUUCCCUUUAAUACACAGUCAAAAACUCCAGGGGUUAAGAAUCCUUUUUACCCCGUGACAGGUGAAUCGUACGGUGCAUAUGCUGUCAUGUGCAUCUCCAUCCUCAUAUUCACUGUGGGAAUUGUUGGGAAUAUAGCAAUCAUGUGCAUAGUGUGUCACAAUUACUACAUGAGAAGCAUUUCAAACUCUUUGCUGGCCAACCUCGCCCUGUGGGAUUUUGUCAUCCUGUUUUUCUGCUUGCCACUUGUUGUAUUCCAUGAACUCACUAAGGACUGGCUCCUUGGGGAAUUCUCCUGUAAAAUCAUUCCAUACCUUGAGGUGGCGUCUUUAGGAGUAACUACCUUCACUCUUUGUGCUUUGUGCAUUGACCGUUUCCGUGCCGCGAGCAACGUCCAGCUGUACUACGAGAUGAUCGAGAACUGCAUCUCCACUGCAGCCAAGCUAACCGUGAUCUGGCUUGGUGCUCUGCUCCUCGCCCUGCCCGAGCUCCUCAUCCGGCAACUGGUGAGAGAGGAGCGCGAGCCUCCAGAGGUGAUACCGUGCGAACAUUGUGUAAUCCGAAUCUCCACGGCUCUCCCGGACACGCUUUAUGUGCUCGGACUCACCUACAACAGCGCUCGCCUAUGGUGGUACUUUGGCUGCUACUUCUGCCUGCCCACCCUCUUCACCAUCAUCAGUUCGGUGGUAACCGCACGCAAAAUCCGCAAGGCUGAGCGAACCAGCGUCCGAGGCAACCGCAAGCAGAUCCAACUGGAAAGCCAAAUGAACUGCAUCGUGGUUGCUUUGGCUAUACUGUACGGCUUUUGCAUCAUUCCGGAGAACAUCAGCAACAUCGUAUCAGUGUACAUGGCUACUGGCGUGCCACGGCGCACGCUAGAUAUCUUGCAUCUGGUGAGUCAGAUGAUGCUGUUCUUCAAGUCCGCAGUUACACCUGUCCUGCUUCUGGUGCUCUGUCGGCCCUUCAGCAAAGCCUUCCUGGACUGCUGCUGCUGCUGUUUUGAGGAGUGCGGCCCACCAAAGUCCUCCGAGCCCAACAGUGAUGGCAACGAUCAGGACGGCACCACCGAGCUGGAGCUGUCACCCUACAGCACUGUAGCCCGCAGGGAUCCAUCUACCUUCCCAAUAGCGGGAACGCACUGCUAAAGUUGUACCUUAAGGGCUAAACAUUACCAAGGGCUUCGAUUUAUUUGGAAUAAAAAAGUUGAGAGAUAUUGUUUUCACAGGCUGUGCAAUUUUGUGCCGUUUCUGUUUUUACUCGACUUUGUUUUGGGAGAGAUGCCCACAAACUGGAUAUUUUAUCUUGUGAAAAUAGGGACAAAGAGCCACACAUUUAUCACAGGCCACAUGGUCUUAAAGAUGCAACUGCCUAUUGAUGUUUACAAAAGAAGACGUGUACCAUGAGUAAUUUCUUGAAAGUUUAUAGGAAGUCUAAAAUAAUUCUAAAUUAUACGUUUUCUUAUACAAUAUAUUUUUUCCCCAUUUUAGUUUGGUUUAUUUGGGUUUUUGUUCAAAGUGUCUUUGAACAAAAAAAGAGGCUUAUGGAUGGUAAUAGAAAAUGGUUGUUCGUAGUAUGUUUUGGUGUUGUGGAAAUUGGCGGCGAACUUGUGACGCUCUUCAGCCACUGGAAAGCACUGAAGAAGCUGUUUAGCCAAGACAUGUCACUUUAAUAAAAAAUAAAAAUAAAAUAAAAAAAGCAACAACAAAUUGGUAG
This is a messenger RNA of Carassius gibelio (silver crucian carp), 2578 nucleotides long. RefSeq names its product prosaposin receptor GPR37-like. Lineage: Eukaryota; Metazoa; Chordata; Actinopteri; Cypriniformes; Cyprinidae. The record is from RefSeq and is a predicted model, not a curated record. Gene Ontology annotation, molecular function: prosaposin receptor activity; G protein-coupled peptide receptor activity. Gene Ontology annotation, cellular component: plasma membrane; signaling receptor complex. The coding region runs from base 295 to 2010 and encodes 571 amino acids. Gene Ontology annotation, biological process: adenylate cyclase-inhibiting G protein-coupled receptor signaling pathway; positive regulation of MAPK cascade. The transcript is spliced from 2 exons.